Molecule: messenger RNA, 2023 nt
Organism: Monodelphis domestica (gray short-tailed opossum)
Lineage: Eukaryota; Metazoa; Chordata; Mammalia; Didelphimorphia; Didelphidae
Gene: REM2
Product: RRAD and GEM like GTPase 2
Cellular component (GO): plasma membrane
Molecular function (GO): GTP binding; calcium channel regulator activity; GTPase activity
Source: RefSeq, a predicted model, not a curated record
GACUUCACGAGGAGGCGGGGCUAUUCCCCCAGGUGUCUAGGGGGAGUGGAAAGUGCGUGUGUUGGGGGGGGGGGGGGGCGCAGCGGCUGGGGGUGUAUUUAAAGGGAAAAGCUGAAAGAGCUGCUGAGUGAAAGAUUCCAGAGAGCCUAGACUGGGGCACACGCACAGAGAUAGAGAUGCACAUGGACACGGACACAGAUAUGGACACGGACACGGACACAGCAGCCCUCUGCCCUUCUGGCCCUGGGGCUUCCUCCCCAGUGAUAGCAGCACCAGAUGCCACAGUGCCCAACAAGCGAGAUAAGCUACUAGCUGGAUUGGAACGGGCUGGGCUAUCCCCAGCUGGAGGAGCUCCUCGACGAAGAGGCAGCAUGCCAGUGCCCUACAAACACCAAUUGAGACGGGCCCAAGCAGUGGAUGAGUUGGACUGGCCACCCCAAGCCUUAUCCUCUGGCUCCUCUGACUCUCUGGGUUCAGGAGAAGGAGCACCAGCUGGGAGAGGUGGUGUCUUCAAGGUGAUGCUUCUGGGUGAGAGUGGUGUGGGCAAAAGUGCCCUGGCAGGCACUUUUGGAGGACUUCAAGAUGAUACUGCCCACGAGCCUGAGAAUACAGAGGACACCUAUGAAAGACACAUCAUAGUGGAUAAAGAAGAGGUGACAUUGGUGGUGUAUGACAUCUGGGAACAGGGAGAAGCAGGUAGCUGGCUCCGGGAACACUGCCUUCAGACUGGGGAUGCCUUCCUCAUCGUCUUCUCUGUCACGGACCGAAGAAGCUUCUCCAAAGUGCCUGAGACAUUGCUUCGGCUUCGGGCUGGGCGUCCCCACCAUGAUCUACCCAUCAUCUUAGUGGGCAACAAGAGUGACCUUGCUCGUUCCAGGGAAGUCUCACUAGAAGAAGGCCGCCAUCUGGCGGGGAUGCUGAGCUGCAAGCACAUUGAGACGUCGGCUGCGCUGCACCACAACACGCGGGAGCUGUUCGAGGGCGCCGUACGCCAGAUCCGCCUGCGCAGGAGCCGGGCUCGGGCGGCUGCAGCAGCCGCAGCCGAGGGCAAUCCGGAGGGCCCCGACGGCGCUGCGCAGCUGCAGUCACAGCCCCCGCCGCCACCCGCCCGCCGCGAGAGCCUCACCAAGAAGGCCAAACGCUUCCUGGCCAACCUGGUGCCCCGCCAUGCCAAGUUCUUCAAGCAGCGUUCCAAGUCGUGCCACGACCUCUCAGUGCUCUAGAGGAGAGCCCAGUCUGUCGCCAUGGUCACCACGGUUGCCAUGGUCACCACCAACCACUCCACCCUACCCUGAGUCCCUCCCGUCGGUUUCCGUUGAGGAGACCCAUCUAGGAAACCAAAAACUCCCAGGAUUCCUCCGGCCUAACCGAAGCCGGGUACCUGGAGAGGUAGUCCUCGGCCGCCCGUGAGGCAGGGAGAGGGUGUGACGAAUACGGACAUCUCUGCCUCGGGCGCCUGCCCCUUUUAGGGCAUCUUAAAGGCAAGGACAUUGACACGUAGGCCCAGGGGAGGGAAGGAGAGCGAUUUGUUCGCAAUAAUUAUUCCUGUUAUUAUGUUUAAUAUUUGGGGCUGUGCUUGACCACGUUCUCCUUUAGAAGGCUCUUAGAAAGUGAAGCUUGGGAAUACUCUGUUGAGACUCUUUGUAGGAUUUGCCGCCUUUGUGCUCAGAACGACUAGGUCUUUGAGAGAUUCUUAAAGGCAAAGUCCUGAAGACCCUUUUUGAGACUUAACUAGAUACCUUUCAGCCUUGCCCCCUUCAGUUGCGCUUGAUACACUUCUCCUUUAAGAGGUUCUUAAAGGCAAAGAUCUGGACGUGCUAUUUUGCGACUUCCUUUCAGGAUUUUCAGAUUUGCCUGCUGCACCUGAGCACCUCCCCUUUAAGAUUCUUAAAGGUAAGAACUGGCAGCAUUCGGCAGAUUACUGGUGUUUCUUAAGCAGGGUGCUUUUCUCCUGGUCUUUGCGCCCCCGUGGCACUAGCCAGGUCGCCCCGCUCCCUUUGAAAUAAAGAGUUUUUGUACAACA